This is a messenger RNA of Epithele typhae, 615 nucleotides long. RefSeq lists its product as uncharacterized. The annotation marks the transcript as partial. The record is from RefSeq and is a predicted model, not a curated record. NCBI's taxonomy places the organism in Eukaryota, Fungi, Basidiomycota, Agaricomycetes, Polyporales, Epitheliaceae. The transcript has 3 exons.
AGGAUGGUGGUGAAGUGGACCUCACCCUAUUAUGCCUUCUAUGAGAAGCGCCCCCGCAUUGACGACUCAACGGGGAAGCGCUGCCACGUCUUCUCGUGUCUCAUGAAGGGAAGGGGCUGCAAGUCCCCAGAAAAGCGCCGAUAUCUUCAUACCGGUGACUCGUCGUCUACCGGUUCGCUCCAGAAGCAUGUGAUCUGGUGCUGGGGGCAGGAAGCAGUCGACAACCUCUUGGCCACGCAGCUCCCUGUUGACGACACACGUCAGAAGCUGUUGAAGUCGAAGGCCCGGAGCGGGGACAUCAGUGUCAUAUUCGAGCGCGCAGACGGUGCGAAGGGACCGGUGACGUACUCCAACCGGCAGCACACAAACGCAGAAGUCCGUAUUUUGAUAGUGCGCUGGGUUGCGGAGUCGUCAAGACCAUACAACAUUGUCAAAGAUCGCCACCUACUUACCUUGCUGAAGACCGGACGUCCGAACUACAAAGUGCCGUCUGCGACGACUGUUGCCCGUGACGUAAAGUCCGUAUUUGCAGGAUCUCGGUCAACAAUGCGGAAGCUCCUGCGUAAAUAUCCAGGCCGUCUUAGUUUCUCGACCGACUGCUGGACCGCACCAAAC